Molecule: messenger RNA, 1104 nt
Organism: Lactuca saligna
Lineage: Eukaryota; Viridiplantae; Streptophyta; Magnoliopsida; Asterales; Asteraceae
Source: the annotation of a GenBank genome assembly
AUGUUUGUUGUAAUAAAAGAAGAAGAAGGGGGUUUUUGUUAUUUCUAUGAAAAUCUCGAGUACAACAUUUUAUUUAAUGCUUGCAUUGAUUGUUGUCUUGUUGAGAUUGCUCUCAAGACAGAAGCCGAUGCUAUCAAGGAGGCGAUAACAAUCAAGAUUGAACAUGAAGGCCAUCCACAACACAUUUUAACCCUCCAAUUAAGACUUGCUGCAUUCCGGUGUGAUGCUUGUAAUACUUAUAAGGAUGAAGGCUUAUUCUAUGAGUGUGAUAGUUGUGAUUUCUGGAUCCACAAGACUUGCGCUUCCUUAUCCUCUACCAUCCAUCUACCCACCAUAAUCACCCACUUGCAAUGGUCUAUUAGCUUCCAGAAAAAUUCUUUAAAUUUGCACAUUAUUGUGAAUUUUGCAGAAUAUACAUCUGACGGAAUGACUGGUUGUAUCAUUGUGCCAACUGUAGAUAUUUUGCCCAUAUCAAUUGAUGAGGAUGAAAAUGGUUUGCUACAUUUUCCCAUGUCAUAUGAACUUACAGAUCGAUUGAAGCGACAACAUUAUGAAAAAAUGACUCAAUAUGAUGAUGAUGAUGAUGAAAAAAUUGUGAUUAAGCAUCAAAACUGGAGUCAUGAACAUCCAUUAAUCCUUCAUGUUCAACCUCAAGCUAACAACAUGUCUGGUUGUAGUGAUCCAAUAGAGGUAUGUUUCAGGUGUGUACGACCCCUCUCCCUUCCAUACUAUACUUGCAAAGAUGGAUGUAAUUCAUUCUCUCUCCACAAAUAUUGUGCCGAGUUACCACUCAAAUUACAACAUCCACUUCAGCCGGAUCAUUCCCUUGACUUGAUACACACAUGCCCACAAAAUCUUUACGAUAGAUACAAUGGUUGUGGUAGCUUUGGCAACACGCUUUUAUACAAAUGUGAAACUUGUGAGUUCAACCUUGAUGUCAAUUGUGCACUUCUCCCCAGAACCAUCAAGCAUGAAUCCCACAAACAUCCUUUUAUCCAAGUUAUCGAUCAUGAACCUCUUUGUAAUGCUUGCAACGUGUGGUGUGAUCAUAUAAGCUAUGCUUGUAAGGCUUGUAGCUUCAUAUUAGACAUUAUUGUGCAAUGA